This is a messenger RNA of Nerophis lumbriciformis (worm pipefish), 807 nucleotides long. Lineage: Eukaryota; Metazoa; Chordata; Actinopteri; Syngnathiformes; Syngnathidae. The record is from RefSeq and is a predicted model, not a curated record.
AUGUCCCAGUCGCAUAUUUUUAAGCCCAUAUCUGUGUCACCUGAAUUUGAACCAAAGAGCAAUAGGAGAAGAAACAUGUCAAGGGUUUUCUUCUCCAAUCCUCUGAUGAGCGAUGUUGAAGCUGACUGGAGUCCCAUUCAUGAUGCGGCGUUCAACGGACGCACGCUGACGCUGAAAAGGCUCAUUGAGCAGGGUGCCUGCGUGAACCUGAGCACUUUGGAUGGGGCCUCCCCCCUCCAUGUAGCGUGUGUUGGAGGCCACGCGGCCUGCGCCAAGCUGCUACUGCAACACGGUGCUAAUGUCAACUGUCAGUCUUUAGAUGGCUCUCCCAUACAUGUAGCAGCAGCAAAAGGUUACCUAGAAUGCAUUGAGACUUUAGCGCAGCACUGCGCCGAUGUGGAUCUGAGCCUGGGUCGAUCUGGCACCCCGCUUCAUGUUGCCUGCAUUAAUCAGCAACUGAAUGCUGUCAAGAAGCUGCUAUAUCUUGGCGCCGAUGUGAAUAACUGUGCGCCGGGCGAGUCCCCUCUGCACGUGUCUGUGCGUACUCACAAUCCCGAGAUGGUGUCGGUUCUACUAGAGUACGGUGCCGACACCUCCCUGCGAAACUCGGACAGCAAACGGCCGGCGGAUCUGGCACACCCUGGCAGCGACGUGGAGAAGCUGCUCACUCAAAACCGAGGAAUCCCCACGCUGAUGCAGCUGUGCCGCCUACACAUCAGGACGGUUUUAGGCAAAAGAAGGUUGUGCAUCGUCCCUCACCUCCAAUUGCCCGCAUCACUCAAAAACUACCUUCUAUGGAGAUCCUGA